AUGCUGAAAAGUCGUGGAAAUCCUUCAGUGGCUAUUUCUAUAGGAAUUUCCCUUUUUUUACUCUUGGUGGUUUGUGGAAUUGGGUGUCUCUGGCACUGGAAACACCGUAAUAGCACAGGAUUUACCUUACCAAAGUUUCUGCAAAGGAGAAGUAACAAGAAAAAAGACUGUAAAAAAAUGUUCUUGAGUUCCCACAUUAUUAACGCAUGGCAUAAAAUCUCAGCUGAAGUCCAUGACCACAGAUCUGCUGUGCAGGAAACUAACUUACAUGAAAACUAUGAAAAUGUGGAAGCAAGUUGUCCUGGAACUCAGGAGGAAACCGACAAGGAACUCUAUGAAAACACACGGCAGUGUAAUUUUGAGGAGCAUAUUUAUAGAAAUGAGACAGCCUCUGAGUAUUAUAACUUUCAGAAGCCGAUUGCUUCCAAAGAUCCUCAAGAGGAAGAUAUAUACAUUCUCCCAGAUUAG
Messenger RNA from Lepus europaeus (European hare), 468 nucleotides. RefSeq names its product GRB2 binding adaptor protein, transmembrane (gene GAPT). The transcript has a single exon. Lineage: Eukaryota; Metazoa; Chordata; Mammalia; Lagomorpha; Leporidae. The coding region runs from base 1 to 468 and encodes 155 amino acids. The record is from RefSeq and is a predicted model, not a curated record. Gene Ontology annotation, cellular component: membrane.